CUCAUCAGCUCCCAUUUCCAUCUCCAUACUACUAGCUGUGCAUGCUAAUAUUAGCAUCUUAGCUUUACUCUAAUGGCGCAUCCUCAACUUCAUCUUCUCAUCAUCACGUUAGCUCUCGCCGCCGGCGUCAACAUCUCCGCUUCCUAUGUCCUCAAGGGCUCUGUCUCCUGCAUGGACUGCAAUGCCCACCAUGAUCUCUCAGGAAUCAAGGUCUCGGUGAAGUGUAGCCACGAGAAGAAACUAGGCAUGGCGAUUACGGAGGAAGACGGCAGCUUUGACACAACUGUGGCCUCAAACUCACCGCAUUCCGCCGGCGGCUGCAGUGCCAAGAUUCUCGGAGCCACCCAACAGCUCUACGCUCCAAAAAGCGCGGAAGAAUCUAAGAUCGUGGAAGCAGAUGGACACUACACAACCUCGGAGCCUUUAAGGUUUUACACCAAAUGUCCCAACGAAAAAUGCGGAUCUCCAAAAUCGGGGCUGGGCUCGUCCAAGACCUUUGAAGUGCCGCCGCUGCCCAGGGAAUGGGCUCCCACUGCUAGCUUAAUCAUGCCUUUCUUUCCCAUCAUUGGCAUACCCUAAUUAUGUUUGCUGGUCGGCCUGUUACUUCGUUAUGAAAAUAUGUAGUGCGGUUAAAACCGUUAUUAUACCUUAAACAAACUUCCAUGAUGAUGUAUUAUAUAUGUGCGUGGCAUAAAUUAAGUUUAGUGUCAUAUAUAUAUGUAACUAUGUACCUAUGUGUGUACGUGCGAGUAAAUGCACCGCUUUCUAGUUGUAAAAUAUUUGCUUUGCUAUGUUCAAUUAAGGUAUUUCACGUUUUAUUAAUUGAAAAUGCUUCUUAUA
This is a messenger RNA of Ipomoea triloba (trilobed morning glory), 840 nucleotides long. RefSeq lists its product as uncharacterized. The transcript has 2 exons. Lineage: Eukaryota; Viridiplantae; Streptophyta; Magnoliopsida; Solanales; Convolvulaceae. The record is from RefSeq and is a predicted model, not a curated record. The coding region runs from base 73 to 579 and encodes 168 amino acids.